AAGGCAAGGGCCCGCCCCGAAAUAAACGUCAGUCCUCUAACAGACUACAUUCAGGAAAAGAUGGCGUCGGCUGUGUUUCGUCUUUCCCGGCUCUCGGCUCUGAAAAGCGCCGGAGUUUCAACACUAAAUACUGGGACAAAAUGCCCCGCUGCGCGUUUAACACUGUACCGAAACACUGUCUCCACGGCAUCUGGCGGCAUUCCACCACAGCCGGUGAAAACCUCCUUCGGUCUUUUCCGGAUGACCGUGGUGACGGUGCCCUUCCUUUACGUGGGGACAUUGAUUAGCAAAAAUUUCGCUGCCUAUCUGGAGGAACACGAUAUCUUCGUUCCCGAUGAUGACGACGACGACGACUGAACUAGCGGCAAGUAUUUCCACAAUGGCCGAGCCCAGAGGGAAUCAGGGGAAGAGGAGCAGCUUACGAAGAUCUGGCAGCCGUCAGUCACUCCUCCAGAACAUGGCUGAAUUCCCUUCCUCGAUUCCCCUUUACCUCACGGAUCCUACACCUUCUAUUUGAAAGAGCAAUACGGGGUGCUGCUCUGUCAUUCAUAAUUUUCGUGUACAGUUUAAGCAAAAAGUGAACCGUGUGCAUGUCAGAUUCCUUUGACACCUUGUUUUACCUCCUGGAAUGUCUUUUUAUAAGAAAAAAAAAGCAUAGCAAUAAAACACUACUGUAUAGUGUUUUCUUUAGACCUAUAUUAACUGAAAUUAAAGUGCAAUUUGAUUUUGAGAUGCGUGAAACCUCUGAGUGUGAUGUCAUUCAAACAGUGUCUGAAAAUAAAGCAUUCAAGCCAAGA
Anguilla rostrata (American eel) is the source of this 797-nucleotide messenger RNA. RefSeq names its product essential MCU regulator, mitochondrial-like. Gene Ontology annotation, cellular component: uniplex complex; mitochondrial inner membrane. The record is from RefSeq and is a predicted model, not a curated record. Bases 61 to 357 code for a protein of 98 amino acids. The transcript is spliced from 3 exons. Gene Ontology annotation, biological process: calcium import into the mitochondrion; mitochondrial calcium ion homeostasis. Lineage: Eukaryota; Metazoa; Chordata; Actinopteri; Anguilliformes; Anguillidae.